Rosa chinensis is the source of this 783-nucleotide messenger RNA. RefSeq lists its product as uncharacterized. Lineage: Eukaryota; Viridiplantae; Streptophyta; Magnoliopsida; Rosales; Rosaceae. The record is from RefSeq and is a predicted model, not a curated record. The transcript is spliced from 4 exons. Bases 1 to 783 code for a protein of 260 amino acids.
AUGAAAUUAACUUGUGCUACAUGUGGGCUAGUGGAUAUUCCUACUGCUGGGCUAGCCUUCACAUGGUCUAACCGUCGAACUGAUGUUAGGUUGGAUAGGGCUCUAGGUAAUUUGGCCUGGUUGGAGGCUUGGCAGGCCCCCGAUUUCAUCCAUCUUGUUAAAGCUUUUUGGGAUGGUCUUCAGUUCUAUGGCUGCCUAAUUUUCGUUCUGUGCUCAAAGCUCCAUGCUCUUAAAGUCAUGCUUAAGACAGGAAAUAAAGCCCACUUCGGCGUGCAUGCGCAGGUGGAUGCUGCUAGGCAUGAUUUGGAUGUUAUUCAAGUAGAAAUUAUGGACUUGGGCCUUUCAGAGGAUAGGGAUAAGUCUCGUGUGCGAUGGCUAAAAGACGGAGAUCGUAAUACAUCUUUCCUACACAACAUGGUAAAGGGCAUCAUUGAUUCUGGCCUUGUGGAGAGAGUGAUCCCAUAUUUGGUCAGAGCUAAAGAGAAUUUGUCGCUCAUUUCUAUACCCACUGACGAGGAGAUCUCUUUAGUAGUCAGGUCCAUGGAUAGUAGUAGCUCACCUGGGCUCGAUGGUUUUGGAGAAGGGUUUUUUAAAGCCUGCUGGUCCGUGGUCUCAGGUGAUGUGAUUCUUGCGGUUCAAGACUUUUUUGAGAUGGGUCACCUUCCUCCACAUUUCAACUCCAAUAUGCUUAUUCUGAUUCCGAAAGUCCUUGAGGUUGAGGGUAUCUCAGACUAUCACUAUGCCAAAAGUGGUAUCAAACGACAGACAGAAACUGUUGUCUGA